AGAGUAGAAAAAGACACGAGGGAGGAUUUCAAUUCCCGAUACCCAACACGCUACCAUCACCGGCAAAUUAAAUAAGAAAAAAAAUAGAUUAUCCUCCCGUCCAUUAUGAAAAUUAAGUACUAACCGUCCUUUGAAAAACCUGAUGGUGCAUUUGCAUUUCAUUGAUCAUCAAGAAGAGCUGAGAACUCGGGAUUAUGGCUAUCCUACCACGCACCUCUCUGUCUCUCUUCUUCUUCUUCAGUUUCUCUCUUUACAGUUCAUACAAAACACAUGUUAGGGUAUCAUCUCAACCUGAGCGGGCUAGCUUUCCACCUCGAGGUUGGAACUCUUAUGAUUCCUUUUGCUGGAUUGUUUCUGAAGAAGACUUCCUGCAAAGUGCCGAAAUCAUCUCUCAUCGUCUAAAGCCUUAUGGGUAUGAGUAUGCAGUGGUAGAUUACCUCUGGUAUAGGAGAGAUGUUCCAGGUGCUUCAACAGAUUCUCGUGGAUUUGAUGUAAUUGAUGGAUGGGGGAGGUUGAUCCCUGAUCCAGUCAGAUGGCCCUCAUCCAAGGGGGGGUUCACAGAAAUAGCCAAGAAAGUUCACGGCAUGGGUUUGAAGUUUGGGAUUCACAUUAUGAGAGGAUUAAGUAGACAGGCAUAUGAUGCGAACACCCCUAUCUUGGAUACUACCAAGGGAGGUGCUUAUGAAGAGUCUGGACGACGAUGGCGGGCAAAAGAUAUAGGGAUCAAGGAGAGGUCUUGUGCCUGGAUGCCACAUGGUUUCAUGAGUGUAAAUACUAAGUUGGGAGCAGGAAGAGCCUUCUUGAGGUCACUUUAUGAACAGUAUGCCGAGUGGGGUGUUGAUUUUGUGAAGCAUGAUUGUGUAUUCGGUGAUGACUUGGAUGUAGAUGAAAUAACGUUUGUGUCAGAGGUUCUGCAAAAGCUUGAUCGUCCCAUGCUGUAUUCUUUGUCUCCUGGAACCAGCGCGUCACCAACCAUAGCAAAAGAUAUAAGUGGAUUGGUAAACAUGUACAGGGUCACUGGGGAUGAUUGGGAUACAUGGGGAGACGUUGCAGCUCAUUUUGAUGUUGCAAGGGACUUCGCUGCUGCUAAUAAGAUUGGUGCCAAGGGCUUGCUGGGGAGGUCAUGGCCUGACUUAGAUAUGCUACCCUUGGGAUGGCUUACAGAUCCAGGUUCUAACAGGGGACCAUACAGAAUGUGCAACCUUAAUCUAGAUGAACAAAAAACUCAGAUGACUUUGUGGGCAAUGGUCAGAUCCCCUCUCAUGUUUGGAGGAGAUGUUAGAAAGCUUGAUGAGACCACAUACAGUUUGAUCACGAAUCCCUUUGUUCUGGAAAUAAAUUCUUUUAGCAUGAACAAUAUGGAGUUUCCUUAUGUUACUGGUACGAAGGGUUCUAUACAUAAGACCAUGGCUCUCAGCCAACUAUCAAGAAAAUGUUUGAAGGAAGUUGUAUCACGUACACGAUUUCUGGGUCUCACUAGCUGCAAUAAUCCCAAAGUUAAUGGAUGGUUAGUUGAAGCUCUUGACGAUCUUGACCAGAUAUGCUGGAAAGAGAACGUGCGAAGCCACGAACCUUUAUGCCUAUACAAGCGAAAACCUCUUUUGGCUUCUGAUGAACAGUUAAUUUACAAUCAAGGAGAGCUCCAUUUAUUAGCCAGUGAUGGAAUGGAGUUUUGCUUGGAUGCUUCUUCAAGACAGAAGCGUACUUCAAAAGAACUAAAGAGCAGUUCCUUCUCCCCCUGCAGAUCAGAUGCCAAUCAGAUGUGGGAGUUAAACAAUAAUGGAUCCCUUAUCAGCAGCUAUUCUGGUCUGUGUGCAACUGUGAACUCAAUUGACGCUAAAGUUGGUAACAGUGGAGUUCGCUCUUGGAUUGCCACUGGAAGAAAAGGAGAAAUUUAUGUCGCACUUUUCAAUCUGAACUCGGUGAAGACAGUAAUAUCAGCGAAGACAUCAGACAUGGCUAAGGUACUUCCUGGGAGAAACUUUAAUGGGACAUCAUGCCACGGCAGAGAAGUUUGGAGUGGAAAAGAUUUUGGAAAAAUAGAAGAUUUAAUAUCAAUGGAGGUAGAGGUGCAUGGCUGUGCAUUGUUCGUCGUCAACUGUCGCUAGUGUAAACCGACACGGCAGAGUUUGUUUCCUUGCCAUCCCUUUCUUUUCCGUUUCUUCUUCACUCUCUGUUAUUGUAUGAGCGAAAAGAAGAGGUGGCUGUUGUGUCAAACGCAAUGAAGUUAAGUUCCAUUUAAGUUGGAGCAGCCAAAAUUUGAUAA
Populus trichocarpa (black cottonwood) is the source of this 2266-nucleotide messenger RNA. RefSeq names its product alpha-galactosidase mel1. NCBI's taxonomy places the organism in Eukaryota, Viridiplantae, Streptophyta, Magnoliopsida, Malpighiales, Salicaceae. The transcript has 14 exons. The coding region runs from base 195 to 2108 and encodes 637 amino acids. Gene Ontology annotation, molecular function: hydrolase activity, hydrolyzing O-glycosyl compounds. Gene Ontology annotation, biological process: carbohydrate metabolic process. The record is from RefSeq and is a predicted model, not a curated record.